This is a messenger RNA of Chinchilla lanigera (long-tailed chinchilla), 3347 nucleotides long. RefSeq names its product v-myc avian myelocytomatosis viral oncogene lung carcinoma derived homolog (gene Mycl). Gene Ontology annotation, molecular function: protein dimerization activity; DNA-binding transcription factor activity, RNA polymerase II-specific; RNA polymerase II cis-regulatory region sequence-specific DNA binding. The transcript is spliced from 3 exons. The record is from RefSeq and is a predicted model, not a curated record. Lineage: Eukaryota; Metazoa; Chordata; Mammalia; Rodentia; Chinchillidae. The coding region runs from base 213 to 1397 and encodes 394 amino acids. Gene Ontology annotation, biological process: regulation of transcription by RNA polymerase II.
GGAGGGGCGGGGCUUAUCCCAUAGGGCCCACCCCCGUGGUCCCAGAGCCCGGGGCGCACGUCUAGAUAUAAGGCAGCCGGGAAACAAUGCGCCAGCAGCUCGCGCUCCCGCGCCGAUCUCGGGAGCGUCCGGGCCGCUGUGCGCGAGCGAGGCGCGGGACGCGCGCGCGGGGAGCGCGCUCGUGAGUGCGGGCCGCGCGCUCUGUGGCGUGCAUGUGUAUGUGUGCGGGCUGCCCGGCUGCCGCGAGCCGGCGGGGAGCCUGUCCGCUCCAGGUGGUGGGCGGCGGGAGCAAGGGAGCGGACAUGGACUUCGAUUCGUACCAGCACUAUUUCUACGACUACGACUGCGGGGAGGAUUUCUACCGCUCCACGGCGCCCAGCGAGGACAUCUGGAAGAAAUUCGAGCUGGUGCCGUCGCCCCCCACGUCGCCGCCCUGGGGCUCCGGUCCUGGCGCCGGGGACCCAGCGCCAGGAAUUGGUCCCUCGGAGCCUUGGCCCGGUGGGGGCGUCGGGGACGAGGCGGAAUCUCGGGGCCACUCAAAAGCUUGGGGCAGGAACUACGCUUCCAUCAUACGUCGUGAUUGCAUGUGGAGCGGCUUCUCUGCCCGAGAACGGCUGGAGAGAGCGGUGAGCGACCGGCUGGCCCCUGGCGCGUCCCGGGGGAACCCGCCCAAGGCGCCUGCAGCUCCCGACUGCACUCCCAGUCUCGAAGCCGGCAAUCCGGCGCCCGCCACCCCCUGUCAGCUGGGUGAGCCAAAGACCCAGGCCUGCUCGGGGUCCGAGAGCCCAAGCGACUCGGAGGGUGAAGAAAUCGAUGUUGUGACGGUGGAGAAAAGGCAGUCUCUGGGUAUGCGGAAGCCAGUCACCAUCACAGUGCGGGCAGACCCUCUGGAUCCCUGCAUGAAACACUUCCAUAUCUCCAUCCAUCAGCAACAGCACAACUAUGCUGCCCGGUUUCCUCCAGAAAGUUGCUCCCAAGAAGAAGCCCCAGACAGGGGUCCCCAGGAAGAGACUAUGGAGAGAGAAUCACCCACAGAGAAGCAAGAGGAUGAGGAGGAAGAGAUUGUGAGCCCCCCACCUGUAGAAAGUGAGGCGCCUCAGCCCUGCCGCCUCAGACCCGUCAGUUCUGAUACUGAGGACAUGAGCAAGAGGAGGAACCAUAACUUCUUGGAGCGCAAAAGGCGAAAUGACCUCCGCUCACGGUUCUUGGCCCUGAGGGACCAGGUGCCCACCUUGGCCAGCUGCUCCAAGGCCCCCAAAGUAGUGAUCCUCAGCAAGGCCUUGGAAUAUCUGCAAGCCCUAGUAGGGGCUGAGAAGAGGAUGGCUACAGAGAAAAGGCAGCUCCGGUGCCGGCAGCAGCAACUGCAGAAAAGAAUUGCGUACCUCAGUGGCUACUAACUGACCAAAAAGCCUGACUCUUCUCUCUUGCAAAGACACGUUUAUAUUUUAACCUCCCUUUCCCCUUUAGUAAUUUGCACAUUUUGGUUAGGGUGGGACAGUCUGAACAGUAGAUCCCAGAAUGCAUUGCAGCCAGUGCACACACAAUAAGGGCUUGCAUUCUUGGAAACCUUAAAACCCAGCUCUCCCUCUUCCCUGGCUCAUCAGAGUGCUUCAUCCUCUGGCGCCUUUGGCUUCUCAGCAGGCAGCUGACUGAGGAGCCCAGGGGUCUGCCUAGCUUGCUAGCUAGCUCCUAAGAAAAGGCUGACAGAUGCUAUGCAACAGGUGGUGGACGUUGUCAGUUGUCAGGGGCUCCAGCCUGCAUGAAAUCUCACACUCGGCCGGAGCUUUAGGCUAGGAAAGGAUGCUCCCACUGAUGUAUCUGGGGGUGAUGCAAGGACAGCUGGGCCUGAACACUCCCUGAGGCUCCUUUUCCCAGGAGACACUCUAGCUGUCUUAGGUGAAGACAAACUCAUAGACUUGAUCAACGCGGACCAUUACCUCACUGUCAGACACUUUACAGUAGCUGAGGAGUGCAAACAUUUAAUAUAUAUAUUAUGGUGUUAUGCAACACCCCUCCCUCUACUCUCAAUGCUGUGACUUUGAGAACAUUUAAAGAGCUUGGCCCCUAGAUUCCUUGUCUCAGUGUCCUCUGGACCCUCUUCUUUGAGAAAGAGAGCUUUCUGUCCUCAAAAGAGAUUUUUUUUUGUUUCAUUCUGCCUUUGUUAUGCAAUGGACUCCGUAGCACCCUUUACCCGCAGGUCUGAAAUAUUUCCCCAAAACGCAGGGAAAUGGGUUCUGGCCUUGGCUCUGAGGAAGGCUUGGAGUCCUGGCUCAUGAACUUGUUCCCUUGCCCAGGUGUUUUCCAAGGGCCAUUUGGGAUUCAUCUUGGACCCUUCUCAAGCAGGUAUAAGGCACCUCAAAAGGAAGCACUGUACUACUUCCUCUUUCCUACCUGCCUCUAAUCUCAGUUCUUGAUUCCGUUUGAAGUUCUACUGGAACCAUACAAACCUGUCCAGGGAGUGUGCUCGCUCUGUAGCCACCAGCCUGGUUCUUUGCCAGCUUGCCGUGAGUCACAUGCCUUUCCCAGAAUCUAGGCCUUACUGAGGUUCUGGGGAUAGCUGUUGGGACGCAUCCAGGGCUCCAUAAGGUGGACUUGCUUCCUGGUGUGUUACAAAGGCACUUCCAGGAGCUCUGCUUAGCCAACUAUGAUGGAUUUUGCUCUAGCUGGACUCUGCAGCUCCAAGUGGAAUUGAGGUGUAGCCUCCAAUAUGGGAAAACCACCUAACUCUGUAGGUGGCAUGUGAGCAACUCCUCAGUUUGGCAUGGAAGAAAGAUCAGCCCCUCCAAAACUCUGCCCCAGACAGCAGGUGACUGCUGGCUCUGAAUUUGGAAGUGGGGGAGGAGGUACGGAUGGUAAACACUCUUGGUAGCUCUGAAAAACCAAGUGCUGCUUCCAACCUACUGUCCAUGAUAUGAUGUUCCCUUUCUGAGGUUAUUUCCUAGCCUCAGAGAACCCUAGUAGAACUUUUGGAUGUAUAGACAUUCUACCUUCUGGAGCAGGGUUUUCAGGAGCCAGCUGACUUCUGGAACUGUCUUGGAAGGACAGGUGGGAAAUAGCUUACUAAUGUCCCACCUGAAUAGCUGGUGUUUUAUAAGCUGCUGCUGGGUAUUAUGCUGGGAGGAAUCUUUUUUUUUUUUAUACUGUAUUUUUGUAUGCCUUUUGCAAAGUGGUGUUAAUUGUUUUUGUACAAGGAAAAAAAAACUUGGUCAUUUCUCCUGUUGCAAGGGUCUCAUUUAUUUUGAAAGGCAAGUUUACCUGAAAUUUUGUAUUUAGUUGUGAUUACUGAUUGCCUGAUUUUAAACUGUUGCCUUCUGGGACAUCUUCUAAUAAAAGAUUUCUCAAAUAUG